AUGGCUUUCUCGAGCAUCUUCAAGGGAGUUGCCGCCUCCGACGGCAGCGGAAAACAGACCUUUAUGCAAAACACAACCAACUUCUUCUCCACCGUGCAAGCCAAAAGUGACAAUCUGGUGACUACGUUGAAAAAGAAGACAGCAGACGCCGUCCAACAGCUAGGCAGCAGCCAACAGCACCAGCGGGAGGCCCGAGGCGACGGUGGCGACGUCGACGACGACAGUUCUGCCAGCGAAUACGGCGAUGGAGGGGAUCCGGCGAUGUACGCCGACGAGGCACCAUUGGAGCGCAAGCUGUCCUCAGAAAGCAUCGACUCCCUGCCUGAGGAUGAGGCUAACAAAUAUCGAUCAGACAUUCGCCAGUUCGUCAUGGCGAUGCUUACAGAAGAGGGCGCGGAAGUUGUCACGAAAAACGCUGCCAUCUUUGAAGGAUACAUUGAGCAUCACACCGGGCGGUCAGCUUUCGCGAACGAACUUCGUAGACAGACCGAACAGAUCAAGCAAGUGCCAUCUUCCGUUCUGCGCCUGCUGACGUCAUUUUGCAACUGCACGCUUGAAGUCUGCGGAAAAACUGACGACUUCGCGCCUGCCGCGUCCAUCUUGAGUGUGGCAUUCCGCAUCUUUGAACAGAACGUUGAUUCAGCGGGAAAAGUUGUACUCACCUACCUAUACGAGGGUCUGCGAGACCAGGCACUUUGGCAAUCGACGCGUUUCUGGAAUGCAGCCAUCUUCAUUGCCCUCCGGGAGGAAAGAUCCAACCGCCAAGUCGUUCCCAAUGACGGUGCAGCUGAAGACAGUCUGAACGCUGAAGCAGAACUCUACGACAGCAUCGCCUACAAUCAGCUCAGCAAAUUCGCGUGGAGGAUGUACUCCCUUGGUCUCAGCAAAGAGGCCUGUUUGGAUUUUCUUCGAAAGCAAGUGGACGAUACAUCGCUCUCGAAAGAAAAUCAGCGCACUUUACGAGCCAACGUUCUGCGCUUCUACUCCUCGGAGGCGUAG
Messenger RNA from Mesocestoides corti, 999 nucleotides. Lineage: Eukaryota; Metazoa; Platyhelminthes; Cestoda; Cyclophyllidea; Mesocestoididae. The record is from the annotation of a GenBank genome assembly.